Messenger RNA from Emiliania huxleyi CCMP1516, 657 nucleotides. RefSeq lists its product as hypothetical. Bases 1 to 657 code for a protein of 218 amino acids. NCBI's taxonomy places the organism in Eukaryota, Haptophyta, Isochrysidales, Noelaerhabdaceae. The record is from RefSeq and is a predicted model, not a curated record. The transcript is spliced from 2 exons.
AUGUCCGGAGCGGCUCCGCGAGGAGGCGCUCCCUACCGCAACCGAUCCCGGGCGCCCGCCCGGUCCCGGUCGGCCCUCUGCUCCUCCAGCGUCGUUGCAGGAGCCCGGCGGCGCGAGCGCGCACCACGCUGUCCAGCUCUGGUCGCGCUGCCACCGGGAACGGAUGAGCCCAGCGGCUGCUACGGCUCUCUCGUCGGCGGCGAGGCCGAUCCCGGCCAGCGCGCAGUCACCUGGCAGCCGUCCGGCUGCCCGAUUUGGGAGCCGUCCGGCUCCCCCACGCCCCGUCCGGAGCGCCUCAGCUCGCUCCGUCCGGAGCGUCGCCCAGCGCUGCCACCGGGAACGGAUGAGCCCAGCGGCAGCCACGGCUCUCUCGUCGGCGGCGAGGCCGAUCCCGGCCAGCGCGCAGUCACCUGGCAGCCGUCCGGCUGCCCGAUCCAGGAGCCGUCCGGCUCCCCCACGCUCCGUCCGGAGCGCACCAACCCGCUCCGUCCGGAGCGUCACCGAGCGCCGCCACUGCGACAAAAUGAGCCCAGCAGCUGCCACGGCUCUCUCGUCGGCGGCGAGGCCGAUCCCGGCCCACGCGCUCUGCUCUUGAAGGCGGCGGCUCCCGCCGUCGCCGAUUGCCUCCUCGUCUGCCCGCUCGCCACUCGUGGCUGA